AUGGCCGCUUACGCGAAUUAUCUCCGGAUUGCCCGACUUGGAACCGGUUCUGGUGUAAAUUUGUCGACUUUAAGAUCAAUCGGUUCUCCAAAUCCGACAUUUGACAGGACUCUGUUCGAUCACAACGAGAUUCGUUCGUCGUUAGUGUCAUCUUCUCUGUACAGACGAUCCCACGCCAGAUUCAUAUCUCAACUUGUCAAAACCAAUGGGAAACGUUUGUUUCUCGUCGAUACACUCGCUUUGGUUAGGAGCUUAGAAGCACAAGGCCUGCCUUCGAAACAAGCCGAAGCAAUAACAGGUGCUAUAACUGAAGUUCUGAAUGAUAGUUUGGGGGUUGUGUCUCAAUUGGUUGUUUCCAAGGAAGAGAUGCAGAAAACUGAAAUGACACAGGAAUCAAACUUAUCCAAGUUCAAGAGUGAAAUUAACAAUUCACUGGACCACCAUUUUUCUUUGCUGCAACAUGAGAAUGAGAAACUCCGCAAUGACAUAGAGCGAAUCCGCUCUGAUAUAAGGCACGAGAUCGACAAAGUGACAGCAGGACAACGGUUGGACCUGAAUCUUGAAAAAGGGAGGAUAAGAGAUGAGCUAACAAAUCAAAACGCCGAGACCUCUAACCUUACAAACAAGCUUGACCGAGAGAUUCACACUUUGAGAGCUCAGAUGGAGGGAGCCAAAUACGAGGUGAUAAAGUAUUGUAUCGGUACACUGGUCUCCAUCUCAGCCGUCGGUCUCGCUGUCCUCCGGAUCAUCAUGUGA
Messenger RNA from Arabis nemorensis, 756 nucleotides. Lineage: Eukaryota; Viridiplantae; Streptophyta; Magnoliopsida; Brassicales; Brassicaceae. The record is from the annotation of a GenBank genome assembly.